AUGGAGGCUUUUCGCGACCUGGGUCAGAGUGGGGGCUAUGCCUGGGGAGCUGCGGCCCUGGUUCAUAUGUAUGACCAAUUAGAUGAAACUUCUAGGACCACAACACGACAGAUUGGGGGGUACCUUACUUUAUUACAGUGCUGGAUCUAUGAGAAUUUUCCGAGUGUGCAUCAGUGUGUCACCAAUGAUGCGUAUGAGGAGACGUCCCCUCGUGCCUCCCGGUGGCUGACGAUGAAGGCUCAUAGGAAGGGAAUUACAGGAGCAUCGUAUCGUGUACGUUGUGAUGCUUUGACGGUCACAGACGUGUGUUGGUUGCCUUACAGUGACCAUCGAGGGGUUAGGGGGUUUGAGCUGAUUUUAUCGUUCCAAGGUCAGCUGAGAUGGGGUCCUACGGUGGUCACAAUUCGACCGGAGAAAGUGCUACACCAAUUUGGGUACAUUCAGAGCAUCCCUCCACCGUCUGUUAGCGCUUCGUUCUCAUAUGAUGAUAUAGAUGACAGGUGGAUCCAUUUCUCGGACCACGUAGUAGUUGUGGGUGACCUUUGUGUAGUGUCUGGGCAGGUAUAUGCGGAUUACAUGGAAUGGUUUUUCUAG
This is a messenger RNA of Glycine soja, 594 nucleotides long. Its product is annotated as protein MAINTENANCE OF MERISTEMS-like. The record is from RefSeq and is a predicted model, not a curated record. Lineage: Eukaryota; Viridiplantae; Streptophyta; Magnoliopsida; Fabales; Fabaceae. The transcript is spliced from 3 exons. The coding region runs from base 1 to 594 and encodes 197 amino acids.